This is a messenger RNA of Nicotiana tabacum (common tobacco), 1880 nucleotides long. NCBI's taxonomy places the organism in Eukaryota, Viridiplantae, Streptophyta, Magnoliopsida, Solanales, Solanaceae. The record is from RefSeq and is a predicted model, not a curated record.
UUCUGCUCUCUCGGAAUGAAACCUAAUCGUUGAUCGAUGUUCCGUCAUAUUUCAUCUAUUUUAGUUUUCACUUUUGCUGGUAUUUGCAAUCGAUUACUUGCUAAUCGACGUUUCCCCGGACUGAUACAGUGGUUUCCUAUUUAUUUACUUUUGAAAUCGAUAGUUGAAUGGUCAAUAUAGAACAUUAGCAUGUAUAUAGAGUCCCGUAUAUCUAUUUACAUCCGUAUUUUUAUCUAGCUUGCAUCUCUGAGGUCGUAAUUGAAUUCUAGGGCUCCUAGAUUAUUGAUUUUCGCAUGCACUGUAGCUUGUGCAGUUUGGUCUGUAUCUCUAGUUCUUACUACUGGUCUGGAGUAUUUUACACUCGCGUUGCUGGUUAAUUUAUUUUACUGCACGUAUACUGAGUGAUAUUAUGACUGUCUGAGUUCAGUAGGCAUAAAAGCUCUAUUUGCAUAUCUAUGAACUAUUCCUCCAAGACUCAAACUCAAGCUAGUCCAGUAAUCUCGGGGGUACACAUUUCCUUGUAGAAUAUUGAACAAAAUGAAGUUCAGGGCAUUUCUAACAGACAAUGGUGUCAACCUCCUGGAUAAGAGGUUCCUUCCAGCUCUUGACAAAAUGGGAAAGAUCUGCUACCUCUACCUUACGAGAGACCAUGUAUAUUUUCUCCAUAACCUCCUCAAUGGUGAUGGCAUCCAAUCCAUUGCUCAAUUCCGCAUUGAGGCACUGUUUGAUGAGUAUCGCAUCUCUAGCCAAAAUGAUGAUCGGAUAUCUUUCACUAUUGAUCUUUCUCUUCUGCACCGUGCCCUUCGUAGUAUCAUUAGUAUUUACACCGAGUUCAGUGCUAGUCACGGUGGAGAUCCCGUCGGAGACAGUGCCCCUAACCGCCUCCAGAUCAAGCUGGUAAAGAAGCUCCCUCCUCAUUCUCAACAACCUAUGCCUUUUCUCACUUUAGAGGCAAAAGGUUACAGGUCUGCUGUUAUUCAAGAUGUGCCCAUCUCUAAGCCCUUGUCAAGGUCUGAUGUACUUGAAUUACAAGCAGCCCUUGAUAUGGCUCAAGAUUUGCCUCAGACACUUAUACGAGUCCCAGAUAUGCACCAGUUACAGAACUUCGUGGAUCGAAUGAAAAAUGUUGGUGAUGUGCUUAAUGUUUCUAUAAGUAAGUAUGGUGAUCUCCAUCUGCAAGUUUCUACUACCCUGACUACACUUGGUGCUGAGUUCCGGAAGCUGUUAGUUAUUGGAGAACAAGCAGAGAGCCCAACAGGUGACCAAAAUUUGAGUGCUCAGUCAAGAACAAGAAUAGCACUUCAGAGAGGAGAUGCAAUGAUGGUUCAAGUGAGUGUAAAGCAUUUCUUCAAGAGUCUUCAGUGUCACUUGGCAAAGCCCGAUUGUGCUUUCUAUGGUAUCGCUCAGCAGGGUGCGUGCCUAACAGUCAUAUUUCAGUUCUUCAUUCCAGGGACACAUCAAACAGAUAAGGCAAUUAGUCUACACUGCCGACUACCUGUCCUUGACCCUGGGUCUAGUUGAAAUGUCACUGAAUUAAGAUUUGUACUUCUUUGUCUUAGAAGUUCUUUGGGAUGUUAAUCAUCCUACAUUCCAUGUUGGUCAAGUGUGAGUUGUCAUAGCUGAACGCAUCAGUUAUCAUAACAUGGAUUAUAGUUUCCUGUCUGUUUAAUUAAAUGAAGCCUUGAUUGUGUGGAUUCAACUCUUUGUCCUGCACUGGUGCUUCCUCAAGACACUUCAGAUUUAUACAACUGCCUGGACUUCACCAGGGAAGAAUGGUGUCUUCUUUCUCCCUAAUCUUUUGCUAGUCUUGGAAGGUGUAAUAUGUGUUUUCCUGAUACUUGUAUGGUGUGUUCUAGAUUUCUAUUUUGCUUUGGUUUUUA